UGGUUCUCCUUUUUUAGUUUCUUUUUAACCUCCCCUCGCGCUUGGACACUGGCGGCUUCUCCAUCCUCCGGCCACAAUCGGCAUGUUUACUGAGCUUUUUCUAGGAAAAUCCUGCGUCUUCUUGGGAGGGAAAAGAGAAAGGAAAAAAAAAGCCCAGUUCUUGCUGAUCUCCUGCAUUUCCAGCUGCUGACCCCUCGCAUGUGACCGGGGUUGUGCUGGAAACUUUCCUCGGAGAAAGCAGAAAGGGAUUUGGCUGGCGGAGAACAGCAAAACUGGAGAAAGAGCCCCCCUCCAUCCCGCUUUUCCUUUGGACCAGUGGAUGCUCAGAGCGGUUUCAGGCUGGCACAGGCUCCGGCUCCUCUCCAGGAUGUGUUUUGCCGUCUGCCGGAGGCUGCCGAGCUGUGGUGCCGGCAUUGCUGGCGGAUGCUGCUCCUGUCUGGUCCGGCUCCGCCGUGCCGCGGCUCGGCGCAGGAUGGUGACUGCUGAGCUGCCGGGAAGGGGAAGAGAGGAUGGCCUCGUAGAUCCCGCCGAGCUCCUGCCUGCUCUGCCUGGACGAAGAGAACGGACCGAUGGGGUUGAGCUGGUCCCGGGGUGGCUCCGACCACGGCUCUUUGCUGCCUUAUUCCAGGAGUGAGAGGUUUUGGAGGAAGAAAAAAGUCACUCCGCUUCCCUGACCGGCGUUUGCACAUGCAUUGAGCUUGCGACAUCCCCUUUUCCCCGGGCCAGGAUGGUUGAAUCGAAGGUUUUGGAGGUUUCCCAAGUGACCGGCGGCAGCCGCGAUGAGAGCUCCGGCCCUUGCCUGAUGCUUCUCCUGCUGAUAAAAAUGAUCAACAAGUCUCGAGGGAAGAUACUCGGGGUGCUGGUGCUGUUUCUGGUGAUGGUUUGGUACUCGAUCUACCGGGAAGACAGGUACAUACAGCUCUUUUAUUUCCCCGUGCAAGAAAACAAGACGAUGUGUCCCCUCGGGGAGGUGGAAAAGAAAGCGGCGCAGCUCAUUGGGAACUACACGAGGGACCACCCGCUCUUCUUGCAGCUGAAGGACUAUUUUUGGGUGAAGACACCGUCGCUCUAUGAGCUGCCUUACGGCACGAAAGGAAGUGAAGAUGUUCUCCUGCGCUUGCUGUCCAUCACCCACUACUCCCUGCCCGAGAGCAUCCAGAGCCUGAAGUGCCGGAGGUGCGCGGUGGUGGGCAAUGGCCCCCGGCUCCGCAACAGCUCCAUGGGGGAGACCAUCAACACGUACGACGUUGUGAUCAGGUUGAACAACGCCCCAGUCCACGGUUAUGAGCAGGAUGUGGGCUCGAAGACCACCAUGCGCCUUUUCUACCCCGAGUCGGCCCACUUCAACCCCAGAACGGAGAACAACCCUGACACGUUGCUGGUGCUGGUACCCUUCAAGCCCAUGGACUUCCAGUGGAUGGAGGCCAUCCUCAACGACAAGAAGAGGGUUCGGAAGGGGUUUUGGAAACAGCCCCCGUUGAUCUGGGACGCCAACCCAGAGCAAGUGCGCAUCCUCAACCCUUAUUACAUGGAAGUAACUGCUGCUAAACUGCUUAACCUCCCCAUGAAGCAACCACGGAAGGUCAAACAGAAGCCCACCACGGGGUUGUUGGCCAUCACCUUGGCACUGCACUUCUGCGACCUGGUGCACAUCGCGGGCUUCGGCUACCCCGAUUCAGCCAACAAGAAGCAGACCAUUCACUACUACGAGCAGAUCACGCUCAAGUCCAUGGCAGCGUCCGAGCACAACAUCUCGCACGAGGCGGUGGCCAUCAAGCGGAUGCUGGAGCUGGGUCUCAUCAAGAACCUCACCUACUUCUGAGGGUGCCGGGGCUGCGCAGGGACGGCAUCCCCCGCCGUGGAAUGGCGGGACACGGCGCCGGCACGGCUGGAGUUGGCCGAGGGCAGAGCAUCCCUCUCACUGCCUCCACCUCGCCCUGGGACUCUUGAAGCGAGCAGGGCUGGGGCUGGGGCGGGGGCUGCGCUGGACCGUGGGUCCCCCGGGGUGGGGGUGGCUCUUGGGGGGGCGCAGGGAGCCCCGCGGGCCUGUGCCGCAGUGUUGCGGCCAGCGCCUUUUCCUACCGAUGUGCUAAAGCUACCGUGGACCUGGAGGGGACUUUUGGGGUGGGGGUCACCCCUCCCAGCAGGCCUGGGGGGGCGGAGGGGGCAGAAGCCCUUGCCCUGGGCUUUCUCUUUCCCUUAAUUCCCUCAUAUUCUGACGAGGGCCCUGCCAAAGGGCUGAUAAUGGGGGGCCCUGGUCCCCCCCCAGGGAGCAGGAGCCUUUGGGGGCCUGCAUUGCCUCCUCCCUGCCAUGGUCCCCCCCAGAUAUUUAAUUUUACCCCCCUUUUUUAAAAAAAAUCUGUUUUACUGGGCAGCCCUGGCCUGUGCCUUAGCCCUGGCAGGGUGUGGGGUCAUCCCUGCAGCCCCCCCGGGCGGGGGCACCGCAGGGUGCCUGGCCUCAGGGUCUGCUGGGGGCCUUCGGGAGGGAGGAUGGUCAUGGUUUAAUUUAAUUAAUUUAAAAGCUUAUUUAUCGUGGAGCCUCCCCCAGGGUGUGCGUCCCGCUGGUGUUGGUGAUGGGUGGCCUCGGGUUGGCGGGGCCCUGAGACCCCAAUAAAGGUCCUGAUGAGGCUGGGCUGGGUGCCCUCGUCUCCGGGCCAUGUCCCCACGUCCAUGCCCGUGGCCCUUA
Phalacrocorax carbo (great cormorant) is the source of this 2686-nucleotide messenger RNA. NCBI's taxonomy places the organism in Eukaryota, Metazoa, Chordata, Aves, Suliformes, Phalacrocoracidae. The record is from RefSeq and is a predicted model, not a curated record.